Messenger RNA from Dioszegia hungarica, 1212 nucleotides. RefSeq lists its product as uncharacterized. Lineage: Eukaryota; Fungi; Basidiomycota; Tremellomycetes; Tremellales; Bulleribasidiaceae. The transcript has 5 exons. The record is from RefSeq and is a predicted model, not a curated record. The coding region runs from base 1 to 1212 and encodes 403 amino acids.
AUGCAUACAAGUGAGAUGUUCAGGCUCGUCGCCAUCUGGGUCUUCAGGCAUUCGAUCAAGAGAGACUCGGUCGACUUCAUACCGAAGAUCGGGAUUACUGGGAAAUCAAUCUUCUUCCUUGGUGCUACCGGCUACGUCGGCGGGACUGUUCUGACCAAGCUACUCGCUCUCCCCACUCCUCCGUCCAAGGUCACAUGUCUCGUCCGGUCCCCCGACAAGGCAAAGCUCUUUGACCAGCUCACACUCCCAUCCGGGACGACUCUCACCGUCCUCUUCGGGUCUCUACAGGACCUGGACAAACUCAUCGCUGGAGCGGAAGAAGCAGAUGUGGUCAUCAACGCUGCGAGCGCCGAUGAUCUGGACGCGGUGAAGGCGUUGAUGCAGGGGAUGAAGAACCGAAAGGACGAGACGGGGCAUAGGAGUGUCUUCAUCGAGACCAGUGGGACGGGGCUGUUCAUCGAUGAUGCGAGAGGAGAGUGGGCAACGGAUCUUAUCUAUACCGACUUGCAUCCUACCCCCAAAACUCGAGAUUCGCCAGCACUACUCUCCAUGGAGGAUGUUCCGCCAAAUGCGCCCCACCGCGAGGUCGACGCGGCGAUCAACGAGGGCGAUGCGCGAGGAGACUUUAAGAGCUUCAUUAUCGUCCCACCGACAAUCUGGGGCGCUGGGCAGGGCGAGAUCUACGAUAAGGGAAUAUCCAACUCCUUUUCGCAGCAGAUGCCUAGGUUGAUUAAGAUCUCGCUCGACAGAGGCGCGGCUGCUGUAGUCGGAAAAGGCGCCAACAUCUGGGGACACGUCAACGUUGGCGACCUCGGCGAUCUCUUCGCCAUCAUCUACCAGCGAGCCCUACAAACCGCAAGCGAGGGCACCAAGUCUGCUGCUAUUGGACACGGCAAGUCCGGCUUCUACCUCAGUAUCUCUGGCGAAUACACCUCCCUAGCAGCCGCUCAAGCCAUCGGGCAAGCCAUGGUCGAAAACAAACUCGGCGACUCUGCGCAGCCAACCCGGUUAUCGGAAGAGGAGGUGCAAAAGUAUUACGGAAAUUCGCCAUAUACGGGGAGCAACUCGCGAGGGAGGGGAGACAGGAGCAAGAGUAUUGGUUGGCGACCAAAGCUGGCGGAUGAGCGGGACUUUUUGAGGGGGGUAAGGGAGGAGACGGUGAGGGUGAGAAAGGUCUUUGAUGGGGUAUACGUGCCAAAGAAGCGGUCUUGA